Messenger RNA from Amorphotheca resinae ATCC 22711, 552 nucleotides. RefSeq lists its product as hypothetical. The transcript is spliced from 3 exons. Gene Ontology annotation, cellular component: chromatin; mediator complex. The record is from RefSeq and is a predicted model, not a curated record. Gene Ontology annotation, biological process: positive regulation of transcription by RNA polymerase II. NCBI's taxonomy places the organism in Eukaryota, Fungi, Ascomycota, Leotiomycetes, Helotiales, Amorphothecaceae. Bases 64 to 534 code for a protein of 156 amino acids. Gene Ontology annotation, molecular function: transcription coregulator activity.
ACCAGAUUUCCACCAGAUUUCCACCACGCCUGUGUUUCCUUCAACUCUAACACAAUUGGAAUCAUGGCACCUGUAGGCCAAGCUGAUCAGACCGCCGUCGAGAACCAACUCAAAGAUGUGAUCCAAGACCUCUACCAGAUCAUGGUCCAAGUCUCAGCCUACGAUCUCGCAGGGCGACCAACCAGAGACGUACUCGAAGCCAACAUCAAGCAACUGCACAAAUCACUCCAAAGAGUGCACGCGACAGCGAGCUCGCCAACAGCGGCGCUGCCCAGCAUCCCGCCCGAGCUGAUCCAGUACGUGGACAACGGACGCAACCCGGACAUCUACACGCGGGAAUUCGUGGAGCUGGCGCGGCGCGGCAAUCAGUUGAUGAAGGGCAAGAUGACGGCGUUUGCGGAUUUCCGCGACGUGCUGGCGGGCGAGAUGGGCAAGGCGUUGCCGGAGCUGAGGGAGGAUAUUGGGAGGGUGCUGGAUGAGACGGGGGGGAGGAAGGAGGUUGUUUUGAAGGAAGAUGAGAGUAUGAGUGGAUAAAUGAAUGGAUGAGGGAGG